AUGAAUAUAAUGAUGUUCCCAUGGCUUGGUUUUGGACACUUGGUCCCAUAUAUGACUCUGUCAAAUGAACUUGCAAAAAGAGGUCACAAAAUCUCAUUCUUGUUGCCCAAAAAUGCUGAAAUUAGACUUCAAAAACUCAAUCUUUAUCCAAAUCUCAUCAAAUUUCAUAAACUGACAAUACCUCAUGUUGAUGGCCUUCCAUAUGGAGCAAAGACUACAGCUGAUGUUCCUGAAUCCUUGGAGACACAAGAAAUUGGAGGUAUCAAGACUCUGUUUUACACUAUUUUUAGCCUGGCUGAAUUGUCUGUAUCACCGGAUAAGGCUACUUUUAUGGCAUCAACUGCAGCUGAUCUAGUAAAGCCACCACCAGAUUACCCUUCUACUACUGUGGUGUUGCGCGAAAGUGAAGCUAAGUUGUUAUCAUUUCUGUUUCAUGAAUAUGGAAAGGGGGUGACAUUUUACGAACGGGUGAAGAAGGGGAUGACAGGAUGCGAUGCAAUAGGUAUGAGAACAUGUAGAGAAAUUGAAGGAACCUUUUGUGACUACAUAGCAACACAUUCUGAAAAGCCCGUCCUUUACACAGGACCUGUCUUUCCAAGCCGAAAAAUGAGCCUUUAG
Molecule: messenger RNA, 618 nt
Organism: Solanum tuberosum (potato)
Lineage: Eukaryota; Viridiplantae; Streptophyta; Magnoliopsida; Solanales; Solanaceae
Product: UDP-glycosyltransferase 79B6-like
Exons: 2
Coding region: 1-618 (205 amino acids)
Molecular function (GO): UDP-glucosyltransferase activity
Source: RefSeq, a predicted model, not a curated record